This is a messenger RNA of Linnemannia hyalina, 2799 nucleotides long. The record is from the annotation of a GenBank genome assembly. NCBI's taxonomy places the organism in Eukaryota, Fungi, Mortierellomycota, Mortierellomycetes, Mortierellales, Mortierellaceae.
AUGGCUGAAGCAUCGAUCAAGGACAGGCCCGAAUUCGACCUCGGUACAGAUUUCUACAGCGUACACGGCGAUGAUGCUUACUUUAUUGCUCAGCACGUCUACAAAACUACCUCGGUCAUCAAAUAUCUUGGAGGCGACGUUACAACUGGAGUUCCCAGCUGCACGUUAUCCAGGACAACAUGCGAGACAUUCUUGCGUGAUGCGCUUUUGAACAGGCAGAUGCGGGUCGAGAUCUGGGCAGCGGAGCCUCGCAAGCAGAGUGUCUGGAACAUUGUCAAGCGGGCGUCUCCUGGAAACUUGCAGGAUAUGGAGGAUCUCUUGUUCUCAAACACAGAUAUGGCAGCAUCGCCUAUCGUCAUGGCUGUCAAGAUUCGCACUGGAGGCGAUCAGAGGACUGUGGGCGUUUGCUUCGCCGAUGCGACUGUUCGCGAACUCGGCAUUUCAGAAUUCAUCGACAACGAUCUUUACUCCAACUUUGAAUCGCUUGUCAUCCAGUUGGGCAUCAAGGAAUGUCUCGUCCAAGCCGACGAGGGCCACAAGGACUACGAACUUUCAAAAAUCCGUUCGAUCCUCACCCACUGCGACAUUGUGAUCACAGAGAGAAAGAAGGCCGAGUUUGGUAUCAAGGACGUGGAACAGGAUUUCAACCGCUUGCUGGAGGAGGAUAUCUCGAUCGCUGCUCUACCUGAAUUUGAACUCAAGAACGCCAUGGCCGCCUCGGCUUGCGUGAUGAAGUAUCUUGCCCUUUUGACAGAUGAGACCAACUUCGGCCAGUACACUCUUCGCAACCACGACCUCUCGCAAUACAUGAAGCUAGAUGCCUCCGCCGUCAGGGCCCUCAAUUUGAUGCCAGGACCUCAGGAUGGGUCAAACAAGUCGAUGAGUCUUUACGGACUUCUCAACAAGUGCAAGACUUCACAGGGCGGACGGAUGCUGGGUCAAUGGCUGAAGCAACCUCUUAUUGACAUUGCCGCCAUUGAGAAACGGCAAACUAUGGUUGAAGCAUUGACCCUCGACUCGGAAUUGCGCCAGAACUUGCAGGAGACACACUUGAAGAUGAUUCCCGACUUGCAUCGCUUGGCAAAGAGAUUCCAGAGAGGUGUCGCGUCACUGCAAGAUGUCGUCAGAGCGUACCAGGUCGUCAUCCGCUUGCCAGCUAUCGUGAGCUCCUUAGCUGCGUGCGAGACAGGAUCGCCUGAGCACAAGGAAAUUAUGGACGCCGAAUUCACAUCGUUGUUUGAUGAGUACACCUCGAACCUUCAGAAACUGCAGGAGUUGGUUGAGACGACUAUUGAUUUGGAUGCCAUCGACAGCCACGAAUAUCUGAUUAAGGCCGAUUUUGACCAGGGACUGAAAGUUCUCCGCAAAAAGAUGGAAACCUUGAAGUCGGAGAUGCAGAGGGAACAUGAACGCGUCUCGGGUGUGUUGAACAUGGAGGUCGAUAAGAAGCUGAAGAUGGAAGACCACCAGAUUCAUGGAUGGGGUUUCCGUCUGUCUCGCAAUGAUUCUUCAUGCAUCCGCAACAAGAGCCAGUUCCAAGAAUUGGCGACACAAAAGAACGGUGUCUUCUUCACAACAACGCAAAUGCGGAAGGCCUCGACAGAGUUCAAGGACAUCUCACAGGAAUAUGAGCGAACGCAGAGCUCUCUGGCGAAGGAAGUUAUUGGAAUCGUCUCCACAUACUGUCCAGUCUUGGAGAAACUUAAUACUCUUGUGGCACAACUGGACGUACUUGUCAGCUUUGCACAUGUUUCUGUUCAUGCCCCGAUGCCCUAUGUCAGACCCCAUAUGACAGCCAUGGGAACUGGAGAUGUGGUCCUGAAGGAGGCGAGGCAUCCUUGCCUUGAGGCGCAGGACGAUGUCGCAUUUAUUCCCAACGAUGUCUCCCUUGUUCGAGGCAAAACGGAGUUCUUGAUCAUUACUGGUCCCAACAUGGGCGGGAAGUCGACAUAUAUUCGCCAGAUUGGUGUUAUUGCUCUGAUGGCUCAAACUGGAUGUUUUGUCCCAUGCUCUGAGGCAAGUCUAUGCGUCGUUGACUGUAUCCUUGCCAGAGUCGGUGCAGGAGACAGUCAGAUGAAGGGCGUCUCUACAUUCAUGGCUGAAAUGCUGGAGACGGCGAGCAUUCUGAAGUCUGCAACGGUCAACUCUCUCAUUGUCAUUGAUGAGCUUGGACGAGGCACCAGCACCUAUGACGGCUUUGGCCUUGCCUGGGCUAUCUCCGAACACAUUGCCAUGAAGAUCAAGAGUUUCUGCCUGUUUGCAACUCACUUCCACGAGCUGACGUCUCUUGGAGAGACAGCCCCGUAUGUGGGCAAUUUGCACGUCUCGGCACAUGUUGACAGUGGGCAAGGGGAGGCUGGCAAGAGUCGUGAUAUCACUCUGUUGUACAAGGUGGUUGAGGGAGUCUGCGAUCAAAGUUUUGGUAUCCACGUCGCGGAACUUGCUCAGUUCCCUGACUCUGUCGUACAGCUUGCCAAACGCAAGGCCAUUGAGCUUGAGGACUUUUCGGCCCACCAUCACCAUCAGGCCCCUGGAUCGAAUGGAUCGAGUAGCCAGUUGCAGUCAGGGGCAUCGAGCAAGAAGUCCAAGGCCGAAGAUGUCGAGAAUGGGUCGGCAUUGAUUGAGGAGAUGAUUCAGACUAUCGCCAAGGACUACAAGGACAUUACCAUUGACGGUGAUAAGGACGGAAAUCGAGCAGCUAUGCUGAAGCGGGUUGAGCAAGUCCGGGAACAGUACAUUGACCGGAUCCAGGCUAACCCAUGGCUCAAGGAGCAGCUUGCUAGUGUCUACUGGGACUAG